AUGGCAGCGAGCGACAACAUGAGAGGAAUACCGAUCAUUCUUUGUGCUCUUGUAGUUGUCAUGGUUGUUGUUCAAUCAUCAUCAUCAUUAAUAUAUGUUUCUUCUCUCUCGGUGUCUACGAACAGUAAAGUGCAAAUUGCAAUUAACAAUGAACGAUCGGAACGAUUAGUUCAACCAACAAAGAUGAAUCAACCAUACAAUGAGGGAUAUGCUGGAUUGAAAGGAGAGUUAGUACCUUUAAAUUUCUAUCAGCAUCCAAUGAUAGGAGUUGAAUGUUUUUAUGGGUUUAUAUUUCCAAACUGUUCAUGUACGCAGCAUUUUCCAGUGAGAAACGGAGGAUUGAACAGAAAUUCAGAUGAUUGUUUUGGACCUAAAUGUCUAAUGAUAAGCAGCAACACACAUGUGCAAAGAGAAAUUGUUGGAAAUUAUUCAUGUGUAUUGAGAGAGCGAGAGGGUCAAGCGGUUGUAGAUUGCAGUCACAACAGCAACCCCUAUACUGAUAAUUUAUUUUACUUUUCAGAAUGCAAUCCUUAUGUACCAAAGCCACAUUUAAAUAGAUUUUUAAACGUAACGACUGUAUUGAAUUUGAUUGAUCAUGAAUUUAGAUUUGAAAGUAUUGAUGAGCACCGACAAAAAUCAAUUGUUAAAUGUCCACUCAAAAGAACCCCAGGAACAUUUCUUAGAGGCUAUUCACUUCAAGUUGAUGUGCAUGUACAUGAAGUAUCAGAUGGGUUUCAUGACACUACCUGGGUCACCAAAGUAUUCAGCUGUAAUUCAACCUCUAUCGAACAAUCAUCACCACUUACAAUAGGUGAUAGAUUUUUGCAAUUGCUUUUAGUGAAGAAUAAAUAA
This is a messenger RNA of Naegleria lovaniensis, 852 nucleotides long. RefSeq lists its product as uncharacterized. Lineage: Eukaryota; Heterolobosea; Eutetramitea; Acrasida; Naegleriidae. The transcript has a single exon. The record is from RefSeq and is a predicted model, not a curated record. The coding region runs from base 1 to 852 and encodes 283 amino acids.